GGAGGUGGAGGGGAGAGAGGGCGGAGUUUUUUUUCCGCCAUUUUUGAAAUUAGUUUGAAGCGGGUCCCGGGCUCCAGCCAUCAGCGCGGGAGCGGGAGAGAGAGAGGCGGCAGCAGCAGGGAGGAUCGGCCUCCCUCAUGGAGUUUCAAGGAUCAGAGCCAAUGGCCUUGGGAUCACCUUCAUCUCCUAAGCCUGGGGCGGGUGCCCAGUUUUUGCCUGGUUUCCUCAUGGGGGAUUUACCAGCUCCGGUUACUCCUCAGCCACGCACCUUUGGUGGAACGUGUGCUGGUAUAAUGGACUUGCGAUCUCCUCUCGGAGGAGGCACACCUCCCCAGCCAGUUGUACCCAGUUGUACACCUAAAGAUAAAAGUGGUGCUCCACCGGUUCGUAGUUUGUAUGAUGAUUUGGGAACUGCAGGAGGUGGACUCACACCCUUAUCUUCGCGUAAACUGGCCAACAUUUCAAAUAUACAAACGCCUCCUUCUGUAAAUAGUCAGUUAACACCUGGAUCAUGUCCAGUAUUUAGUCCAGCUACUAUUGGACAGCAUAGGAAGGCCACUCUUUCUCCCGCACAAGCUGAUCCUUUCUACACUCAGGGGGAGUCUCUCACCUCAAACGAUUACCUAGAUGAUACCUGGAUUACAGUCUUUGGGUUUCCUCCAGCAUCCGCUUCUUACAUCCUCUUACAGUUUGCACAAUAUGGAAAUAUACUGAAGCACGUGAUGUCAAACAAUGGGAACUGGAUGCAUAUUCAAUAUCAGUCUAAACUCCAAGCCAGGAAAGCACUAAGUAAAGAUGGCAAGAUUUUUGGAGAAGCCAUCAUGGUUGGAGUUAAGCCAUGCAUCGAAAAGGGUGUCAUGGACGGCUGCAACAGAAACCCUGUCUCUACUUCAUCAGUCUUCACUCCUCCCAUAAAAACAGUGUGCACGCCUACAAAGUCCACAAGCACACCAAAAACACCUGCAAUGAGACCCCUGGCAGCUGCAUACAAAGUUUCCAGCAGCGACUACCAGGUGAUUGCAGAUAGACAGACACCUAAAAAGGAUGACAGCCUAGUUUCCAAAGCCAUGGAGUACAUGUUUGGCUGGUAGUGCUUCCGUUAAGAAACCUGGAAUAGAGAUUUGUUCGAAAUUGAAUGACUGUCACUGAUCAUUAAUCGUGGCGUACGGUUUCCAAUCACUGCUGCAUUUUGAAGUGCAAUUGCACACACUACCUUUAUAAUUAACAGCAAAGGCUGUACGACUAAUACAGUUUGGUUAGUUGUAUAACCACUGUUACUAUGAUGUGGAUUUGCAUUUGUCAACAGUUGUUUUCUAACCAGAUAAAUAGUUUGCACUUUAUGGUUUUUCACGCAGAGAUUUACAGGAAGUGUAAUUUCAAGGGUUCUUUUUCAUAUAAAGCAGGAAGCCAAGUGUCAAAAUCGUUGCCUUUUUAAGUUUUGUGGACACCAUUCUAUCGUCCGGAAACAUUACUGAAUUCUUCCUUUUUGUCUUUGAAAAAAAAUCGUGUUCUUUGUCUCCUUUUCUGAACUGAAACUUGUUCCUGCCGGUUUAAGUUGUAAUUUUUAAAAAAUACUUUUUUAUAUCAAUUAAAAAGAACAUUGUACAGGUAUGAAAAAUCUGAGACCAUUUCAUAGCAAUGUUUGUCUGCAACAACUGUGUAGCAACUGAAAUUGCAUUUAGUUCAACUUGGUCUAAUUUUGGUGACCUCACUUGCAUGUUUUGCUAAUGAAUUUUGCUGCUGAGAAAUAUUGCAAUAUUUCAAAACGUGAAGCUAUGAGGUGAAGUUUCGUUAUUUAUGUUCCAAAAACUUAUGAAAUGAAUGACCUAUUUCCUUAUAGGAGUAGCGAUUUUCUGACCCUUUAUAAAUUCAGCAAUUGUAUAAAUUUGUAUAAAAUAACUUGGUCAUUGACUCUAGUUUCUCUUCAUAUUAUUAUUAAGUUUAUCUCCUAAAAAAAUCUUAUCUGAUCACAUGGUAACCAAAAGAAAGUAAGUCAAUGUUUUCUGAUAAGCUUAAAUACUUUGACGUAUUUCCCAUUUACUAAUAUUUAUAUCACACUUGGGAGACAAUCCUAUUCACCAAAACCCAGGAAGAGUAUUGGUAGGUUCUGCUAUUUGAAUGUUUAAAAAAAAGUCUGCUCAGUUUCUGUCAGAAGAACAAGUAUUGGUAGUUUUGGUACUAAAAAGGUUUGACUUUUGAGAUGAUAACGCGGUAUUAGUUUUGAAAUUUCCACUGGGGCUUGAAUGCUCAAGUAACAGCAGUGGAGAUUACACCCCCGGAUACACUACUUUGGCUUAACUCAGACAAGCAACCCUCUGAUAUCUACAGGCCAGCAACUUAGAGAGGUCCACAUCUUCACAUCCUCUGUGCUAAGUGAAUGUCUUGUUUCUGGUUGGAAGGAAAACUGAACUUGCCCAAUCCAUUCUUAACUUUGCCUUACUUCACGAUCUGUUCAUUUUAACCAAGCAUAAGUGACUUCUUCAUUUUCUGUCAAUUAAAAGGAAAAACUUUGAAUACAGGGGAUCUGAAGUAGACCCUUGGUUAAUGGACGAUUAUUGAUUCAACGUGUACUUGUCAGCACUUUUUAAAAUCUUCAAUUUUGUAUUGUGCAUCGGUAAUUCAGAUCUGGAUAAAUUAAAGUUAAGAUAUGAUUGA
Callorhinchus milii (elephant shark) is the source of this 2655-nucleotide messenger RNA. RefSeq names its product nucleoporin 35 (gene nup35). Gene Ontology annotation, biological process: regulation of DNA-templated transcription; nuclear pore organization; NLS-bearing protein import into nucleus. Gene Ontology annotation, molecular function: single-stranded DNA binding; phospholipid binding; structural constituent of nuclear pore. Bases 138 to 1091 code for a protein of 317 amino acids. NCBI's taxonomy places the organism in Eukaryota, Metazoa, Chordata, Chondrichthyes, Chimaeriformes, Callorhinchidae. The transcript is spliced from 9 exons. The record is from RefSeq and is a predicted model, not a curated record. Gene Ontology annotation, cellular component: nuclear pore nuclear basket; nuclear membrane; nuclear pore central transport channel.